GAAAGAUUUACAGCCUGUUCCACGAUCUCGAAAGAAAAUUUGUGCGAACGAAGGCUACUCACUCACUUUCGCAUAAGAAUGCGUUCCACUAACUUUCGUUCUUUCUUUCGCAUAGCCUUACGUGAUUCAGUGUUGCAAAAUAUUUUUUGGCAAAAUUAAUCGCGAAAUAAGGCAAAAAAAAGCGCCAAAUGUCUAAUUUAAACGCGAAAAAGCAGCAGUGGCUCUGUCUCAACUGACAGUUCAGUUGUAAACAAACAAAUUGUAAAUAAACAAACAAAAUAAAAUUUCUAGUGAUUGAGUUCAGAUUAUUUGUGUUCUUAAAAAAGAAAAAAAUGAAUAUUUCUGUGGCCCUGUUUUUUAUGGAUGAUGAGGAGGAGGUACAAAAUGUGCCACGGAGGCAUUUAAGAGAUGCUUCGAAUUUAUUUGAAGUACCUAACAACCAGUUUGUGGCCAAUUUUCGUGUGUCGAAGGAAGUUUUUCGGGCUCUUUUGGAUAUGAUGGAAGAGAAGUGGGUGGCCGGUUGCAGAACUACCCAAAUCCGCCCCGAUUUAAAACUUGGCACAUUCUUGCGGUUUUUGGCAACAGGAAGCUACCAACAGAAUCUAGGGAACGAAGCCUUGACUUCAACAGCGAAGUCGACAGUGAGCAGAACCAUUGCGGAAUGUCUGCAGAUUUUUGAGGACCACGUUUGCGACCAAUGGAUAAAAAAGCCGACACUUACAGAGGAACGCAACACAAUGGAGGCUUUCUAUGAAAGAACAAUGUUCCCUGGAAUUGUUGGAUGCGUUGAUGGCACGCAUAUCCGCAUCAAGUCACCAGGGGACGAAUUGAAAGCCCUUUACUAUAAUAGAAAGGGUUAUUAUAGUAUAAAUGCAAUGGUGAUAUGUGACCAUAAAAUGCGUAUAACAUUUGUCGACGCUAGACAUCCCGGAAGCAACCAUGAUGCAUUUGUAUGGGAAAGGAGUGAUCCAGACAAGUGUAUGCAAAGGGAGUUUGACAAUGGAAAACGAAACUUUUGGAUUCUCGGGGAUGGAGGAUACAAAUUGAAGCCCUUUCUUAUGACGCCUUACCGCAGCCCUAGAGAUGUCGCCGAGAAAAAAUUCAAUAAGAGACAUGCUAGUGCGCGUAACGUCAUUGAAAGGUGCUUUGGGGUCCUAAAAAACAGAUUCCGAUGUAUCAUCGGAUCUCGGGGCCUUCAUUAUGACGCUGCAAAGGUAGUGCAAAUUAUAAAUGCAUGUUGUGCGCUGCACAACAUGUGCAUACACUACCGAUCUGAAGAGCCGCCAGGUGAUGUUAUUGAUGAUGAUCUGGAAGACGAAGUGGAUGACAAUAAUGAUCUUGAAAGCAGAGCUGACGCAAUAAGGAGAAAAAUUGCAAUAAAUUUGUAAAAUUAAAAGAAUUUUUUAUUAAAAUAAAAUAAUAUAAAUUAAAAAUUAAAAAAU
Musca domestica (house fly) is the source of this 1442-nucleotide messenger RNA. Its product is annotated as putative nuclease HARBI1. Lineage: Eukaryota; Metazoa; Arthropoda; Insecta; Diptera; Muscidae. The coding region runs from base 333 to 1388 and encodes 351 amino acids. The record is from RefSeq and is a predicted model, not a curated record. The transcript is spliced from 4 exons.